This is a messenger RNA of Bacidia gigantensis, 2334 nucleotides long. RefSeq lists its product as uncharacterized. The transcript has a single exon. Gene Ontology annotation, molecular function: protein binding. The record is from RefSeq and is a predicted model, not a curated record. Lineage: Eukaryota; Fungi; Ascomycota; Lecanoromycetes; Lecanorales; Ramalinaceae. The coding region runs from base 1 to 2334 and encodes 777 amino acids.
AUGGCAAGAGAAGAAAAAGGGCGUUGGACAAAUGUGUUCAGCCCAGAAUUCGAUUGCGUGCUCGUUCAUGCUAGCCUGCUGCCUGAUGGCACGAUCCUCUAUUGGGGCCGGCGUCAACACCCCAAGGCCAAAAACUCAAAGGACCUCGACGAACACUUUACCACAGCCUUCGUCUGGACUCCUCCCUCUUGGGUUGCUCCCCCUUGGAAUCCUUCUACGCAGAAAUUCGGCGAGAGCAAGUCCACCCCAAUUAGCGGUAAGAGCACGCCCGCCAAGGUGGGUCGUGCCUGGGAUCUAUCGACAAACACCCUCAAGCCCGUUCCGAAUCCGCCGAAUGGUCCGCUCAACAGGCUUGGCAAUGGCACAGUCAAUCUAUUCUGCGGUGGCCACUGUUUUCUACCGGACGGCAACCUGCUCGUUGUUGGCGGGCAUAUCAAAGACAACGAGGGUCUCCGCCAGACUUCUGUUUACAACUACAAAACCAAAGAAUUCUGGUCCAUGACGGAGAUGAAUAAUGGCCGAUGGUACCCUUCGGCUCUGCCCCUUCCCGAUGGCCGCGUGCUCGUUCUCUCCGGCAGCUACAAGGAUGGAGAUAAGGACCCCAUAAACAAUAGCGUUCCACAGAUCUGGUCUCCCAAUGACCCCAAUGCGUGGAAAGAGGUCGCAGCACCAAUUCCCGACCAAUUUGUGUUCCCUUUGUAUCCGCGAGUGCAUCUUGAUCCGAACGGUCGUCGAGUCCUCAUGGCCGGCCCGCUGGAGCAGUCAUGGUUUCUUGAGCUCAAGGACAAGAAUAACAAGGAAAUCGUGACUCAAGUCAAGACUGACAACAACAAAAGUGUCUCAAUCUAUGGGAGAUGGAAAUCUGCAGAAAUAAAGCGUAAGGCUGGGGCAAGAGACUAUUGCCCGUCGGUCAUGUACGACAGCGGUAAGAUUCUGUACAUUGGUGGAGGGGACGGUAACGGGGGUCCCACUACGCAGGCCGAGUACAUCGAUUUGAAAGCCGAACCGCCAGAAUGGAAGAUGACGAAUAUGAAUACGCAGCGUAGGCAAUUCAACGCCACGGUGUUGCCUGAUGGCACUGUGUUUGUGACCGGAGGCACUCGUGCUAGCGGAUUCAACAAUUUAGAUACAAACAAUCCCGUGCAUGAAGCUGAGCUCUGGAAUCCUGUCAAUCAAAAAUGGACCACAAUGGCAUCGGAAAACUCCAAUCGCUGCUACCACGCCAUCGCACUACUGCUGCCCGAUGGCCGGGUCCUUUCAGCUGGGGGUGGUGAAUAUGGCGAUGCUGACAAGCUCGACAAUCAAAACCUUACGGACGGGCAAUUCUUUGAGCCACCUUAUCUGUUCAAGGGACCCCGACCAACCAUUCAGAGUGCGCCGAAGGAGAUCAAUUGCGGCGCCAACUUGACAUUCCCAGUCACUGUCGGUACUGACGACUCGAUCGACAGAGUGAGCUUGGUACGGCUUGGUUCCGUGACACAUUGUCGCAACAUGAACCAGUCACUUAUGUUCUUGGGACCCAUCAAGCAGACGGGCACGAAGAUUACAGUACCAGCUCCUGCCGACGAAAAUCAUGCACCGCCGGGUCAUUAUAUGCUCUUUGUGUUGAAUCAGCUGGGAGUACCGUCCGAGGCCCCGAUUGUCCGCGUUGUACCAGCACCAACAUCAGCCAACGCGUUUACAGCAUCCAUGCGUGUAGCAGAUAUUUCGCAGCCCACAAUCGCAGCAAAACAGGUUCAACCCACCCUUUUGGCGCACAAUGAAAGGAUUAUUAACGAGCAGGCCCGACCUCCCGUUGUGGUAGGCCUUACGCCUGUUUGUCCCUACGGCCUCGGAGGCUGCUGGGGUGUGGCUCAUGAUGCACUGCAGCGACUGAGUGGUAUCGAGACUGUCCGCCCGGUACCGGACCACACUGACUCCCUCGCUUUCGUCUACCUGCAACAAGAAGACAUCCUCCCUGACAUUGACGAAUGGCGGGACGAACUUGAGAAGGCCACGAACAAGGGAUACCAUAUGCGUGGUAUCGAGGUAACAGUCACCGGUGUGUGUAGCAAGACACAGCAUGGCGCCAACGAGCAGCUGACGCUGGCCGCCACAUCGACUCGACCAACAUUAAUCCUCGCGCCGUUCCAGGCAAGCAGCCAACUAAAAUUCGACAUGGCAGCGCAGAGUCCGAGACCAAUUGACGACGCAGAAGCUGGGGCAUACAAGCGGCUCUCGGCGACACUGGCAGAUCAUCCAGUAGGACUGGCAGUGCAGGUGACCGGGACGCUCCAGAAACAAGGCGCCAAUGAGUAUUCUCUCAACGUCAGAGAAUUUGAGGUAAACGCUUGA